Messenger RNA from Camponotus floridanus (Florida carpenter ant), 3487 nucleotides. RefSeq lists its product as uncharacterized. Gene Ontology annotation, molecular function: nucleic acid binding. The record is from RefSeq and is a predicted model, not a curated record. Gene Ontology annotation, biological process: DNA integration. NCBI's taxonomy places the organism in Eukaryota, Metazoa, Arthropoda, Insecta, Hymenoptera, Formicidae. The annotation marks the transcript as partial. The transcript has 2 exons.
AUGGGAUCGUUAACAUCAUUGUGCACGGCUGGUGAUAUGGCAAUUAAUUGGAGAAAAUUCAAGAGACAGUUUCUUACAUUUGUCAAUGCUUAUUACGAGGAGGCAACAGAAAGUAGAAAAGUAGCCAUAUUACUACAUUCGGCGGGGGAGGAUGCUGCGGAAGUGUUUGAAUCUUUUCAACUAAAUGACGAAGAUAAAAAGAAGCUAGAGAUAGUACUGAGAAAAUUCAAUGAACAUUAUUUACCAGCAACAAAUGUGACAUAUCAACGAUAUCUCUUGUUUAAUCGACGACAAGAAGAAGGGGAAGCAUAUGAACAUUAUAUGACUGCUUUGAAAAAUAUAAGUCUAACAUGUGAAUUAAGAGAAUUAAGAGACAGUUUAGUUAAAGAUGCAUUCAUCAGUGGAAUACGAGACAAGAAGAUCCAAGAAAAACUACUCAAUACGAUUGAUAUUGAUAUUAACAGAGCUCUUCAGAUUUGUCGAACACAUGUGACAGUAGCUGGUCAAGUUCAAAAUAUCAAAACUUUAGAUGAUAAAGAAGAGGCAAGCCUGGCAAUCAAACAAGAAGCAAAUAUAGAAGUGCUAAAGAAGAGUAAAGGAAGAGAUACAGGGGAGACCAGAAUUGAUAUGAAAAACAAGUCAAGAGGUAAUAUCAAUCAACAAAAGAAGAUCGAGUGCAAAUACUGUGGCUACAAACAUUGGUAUGGAAGAUGUCCAGCGUUUGGAAAAGAAUGCUCAAAAUGUAACAAGCGUAAUCACUUUGCUAAAGUGUGCCAAGCAGAGAAGAAGAGACCGGUGGAUACUAUAGAAGAAAGAAAUUUGGAGGAAGACGAAGACAUAGAGUACAUGGUCGAGGAGCUUCAAGUCUCAGCUGUUUGCGAUACAAAACAAAGCUCCAAGGAGUGGUAUAUUGUAAGUUUAUUAGUUAAAGGACAAAAAGUAGAAUUUAAAUGCGAUUCUGGUGCGCAGGUUAAUGUCUUAAGUCUCAAACAAUGUAUACAGCUAGGUAUUAAUCCUAAAAAACUGGUGGGACAUAUACCGACAGAAGUCACAAUUAAAGUAGAUCCCAAAGUGGCACCGAUAGUAUUACCAGCGCGAAGAAUUCCAUACGCAUUACGACCCCAUGUAAAGGCAGAGUUAGAUAGAAUGCAAAAAAUGGGUAUUAUUGAACCAAUUACCGAACCUACGGAUUGGGUUAGUCAGAUGGUUAUAGUAAGUAAAAAAGAUGGAGAUUUGAGAAUUUGUCUGAACCUUCAACCGUUAAAUAAAGCUAUUAAGAGGGAACAUUAUAUGUUUCCUACUAUGGACGAAAUUGCAGCUAAACUGGUGGGAGCUAAAUAUUUUUGUAAGUUAGAUGCACAAUCGGGAUUUUGGAUGAUACCACUUGAUAAGAAUAGUUCUAAAUUAUGUACGUUUCAAACAGCUUGGGGAAGAUAUGCUUUUAAGAGGCUACCUUUUGGAUUAAAUUGUGCUCCAGAAAUUUUUCAUAGAAUUAUUUCACAAACUUUUGAAAAUAUUGAGAAGGUGGUUUCCUUUCAGGAUGAUAUUCUACUGUGGGCAAGUACAAAAAAAGAACUGCAUAGUGUUCUAAUUAAAGUAUUACAAGCAGCCAGAGCACAAGGCAUAAAGUUUAAUCCAAAAAAGUGUAUUUUCGGUACAGAAACAAUUAGUUUUUUAGGUCAUAAAUUUUGUCAUAAAGGAAUGUCGGUGAGUCAAGAAAAGAUCAAAGCAAUUAAAGAAAUAAAAGAUCCCACAAAUAAACAAUCACUUCAAAGAGCCCUGGGAAUGUUUAAUUAUAUGUCAAAAUUUAUUCCAAAUUACUCAGCAAUUUGUGCCCCUUUAAGAGAUUUGUUAAAAAUAGAUAACGAAUUUGUAUGGACUGAUAGUCAAAGGAAGGCAUUUCAGUUAUUAAAAAAACUAAUUACUCAAGCCCCAGUGUUAGGAUACUAUGAUCCUAAUAAAAAGUUAACGUUAAGUGUAGAUGCAAGUUCGAUAGGAUUGGGGGCUACAUUAAUUCAAGAGGGUCAGCCUAUUGCAUAUGCAUCACGAGCAUUAACCGAAGUACAAACAAGAUAUUCACAAAUAGAAAAGGAAUUAUUGGCAAUAUGCUUUGGGGUUGAGAGAUUCAGACAAUAUAUCUGGGGACGAGAUGCAGUACUAGUGGAAACAGAUCACAAACCUUUAGUAGGAAUUUUCAAUAAGCCAUUAUACAAAGUUCCAACGCGAUUACAAAGAAUGAUGUUGAGACUUCAACCGUUUCGUCUGACCAUUAAACAUGUUCCAGGCAAAUAUAUGUACAUUGCGGAUGCAUUGUCCAGAGAUUUUUCAAGAACUAGUUGUGAUAGUAGUGAUAGUCAAAAGGACUUUGAUGAAGACAUAGAAAAGCAAAUAGCAAUGCUAAUUGAAAAUAUACCGGUAACAAAGGAUAAUUGGAAACUAAUUUCACAAGGUUAUCUAGAGGAUUCGUUAUUAACAAAAGUAAAACAAUACAUUUUGAAAGGAUGGCCUACAAAUUAUAAAGAGAUUGAGGAGAAGGUGAAACCGUUUUUUGAAUUCAAAGAGGAGUUAGUGGUCAUUAAAGAAAUAAUCUUUAGAGGGGAUAGGAUUUUAAUUCCAACAGCCUUAAAAAAAUACAUGCUGACUAAGCUGCACACAGGUCAUCCUGGCAUAAAUAGAAUGAUCAAAAGAGCUGAAAUGACGAUGUAUUGGAAAGGAAUAAAUCAGGACAUAAAAAAAUAUGUGAAGUCGUGCAAAAGUUGUCAGAAAUUUCAAAAUGGUCAAAUUAAACAGAUAAUGAGAUACAAAAAGGUUCCAAAGCUGCCAUGGGCAGAGGUAGGCUGUGAUAUAUUUGAGUUAAAUCAGAAAUACUAUAUAGUAGUAGUGGACUCAUUAUCAAAUUUUAUUGAGGUAGUAUCAUUAAGUGAUUUGAAAAGUGCUACAGUCAUUGAGAAAUUAAAGACAAUUUUUGCUAGACAUGGCAUACCGUUGAUACUAUACACGGAUGGAGCGUUAUGCUUUGAUUCUGAACUGUUUAAACGAUUUACAAAAAAUUGGAGUUUUACCCAUAUUAUGUCUAGUCCUCAUUAUCCAAAAUCUAAUGGAUUAGCAGAAAGUGCGGUUAAAUCAAUAAAGAAACUAUUUAAAAAAGCAUUCGAUGCUGGAGAGGAUCCUUAUUUGGCUCUGUUAAAUUUAAGAAAUACGCCUCGCGAUAAAGUCCAUUCUCCUGCUUCGCUUCUAAUGGGUAGAAAUUUACGAACCAACAUCCCGUGCUCAUUCAAAAUGUUAAUUCCUAAAAUAACGUAUAAGAAGGAUCAAAUAAUAUUAGAGCAAAAUAAAAUGUUAUCAAAGUAUUAUGACAAAACAGCUAGAAAAGAGACUAAGUUCAAAGUUGGAGAACUAAUAUUAUUUCAAAAAAUGCCCAAAGCAACAUGGACUCCAGGAACAGUCCAAGCAAUUGGAUCCACUCCAAGAUCAUAUGUAGUUCAAG